AUGGCCUCCUCUAUAAACCAGCUACUGACUGACCCAAAGGCCUCCUCUAUAAACCAGCUACUGACUGACCCAAAGGCCUCCUCUAUCAACCAGCUACUGACUGACCCAAAGUCCUCCUCUAUCAACCAGCUACUGACUGACCCAAAGGCCUCCUCUAUCAACCAGCUACUGACUGACCCAAAGCUACUGACUGACCCAAAGGCCUCCUCUAUAAACCAGCUACUGACUGACCCAAAGGCCUCCUCUAUAAACCAGCUACUGACUGACCCAAAGUCCUCGUCUAUCAACCAGCUACUGACUGACCCAAAGGUCUCUCUAUCAACCAGCUACCCAAAGGCCUCCUCUAUAAACCAGCUACUGACUGACCCAAAGGCCUCCUCUAUAAACCAGCUACUGACUGACCCAAAGGCCUCCUCUAUCAACCAGCUACUGACUGACCCAAAGUCCUCCUCUAUCAACCAGCUACUGACUGACCCAAAGGCCUCCUCUAUAAACCAGCUACUGACUGACCCAAAGGACUCCUCUAUAAACCAGCUACUGACUGACCCAAAGGCCUCCUCUAUAAACCAGCUACUGACUGACCCAAAGUCCUCCUCUAUCAACCAGCUACUGACUGACCCAAAGCUACUGACUGACCCAAAGUCCUCCUCUAUAAACCAGCUACUGACUGACCCAAAGGCCUCCUCUAUAAACCAGCUACUGACUGACCCAAAGUCCUCCUCUAUCAACCAGCUACUGACUGACCCAAAGGCCUCCUCUAUACACCAGCUACUGACUGACCCAAAGGUCUCCUCUAUAAACCAGCUACUGACUGACCCAAAGGCCUCCUCUAUAAACCAGCUACUGACUGACCCAAAGGCCUCCUCUAUCAACCAGCUACUGACUGACCCAAAGUCCUCCUCUAUCAACCAGCUACUGACUGACCCAAAGGCCUCCUCUAUCAACCAGCUACUGACUGACCCAAAGCUACUGACUGACCCAAAGUCCUCCUCUAUCAACCAGCUACUGACUGACCCAAAGACCUCCUCUAUAAACCAGCUACUGACUGACCCAAAGUCCUCCUCUAUAAACCAGCUACUGACUGACCCAAAGGCCUCCUCUAUCAACCAGCUACUGACUGACCCAAAGUCCUCCUCUAUCAACCAGCUACUGACUGACCCAAAGGCCUCCUCUAUAAACCAGCUACUGACUGACCCAAAGGACUCCUCUAUAAACCAGCUACUGACUGACCCAAAGGCCUCCUCUAUAAACCAGCUACUGACUGACCCAAAGGCCUCCUCUAUAAACCAGCUACUGACUGACCCAAAGUCCUCCUCUAUCAACCAGCUACUGACUGACCCAAAGGACUCCUCUAUAAACCAGCUGCUGACUGACCCAAAGGCCUCCUCUAUCAACCAGCUACUGACUGACCCAAAGGACUCCUCUAUCAACCAGCUACCGACUGACCCAAAGUCCUCCUCUAUAAACCAGCUACUGACUGACCCAAAGUCCUCCUCUAUCAACCAGCUACUGACUGACCCAAAGUCCUCCUCUAUAAACCAGCUACUGACUGACCCAAAGGUCUCCUCUAUCAACCAGCUACUGACUGACCCAAAGGCCUCCUCUAUAAACCAGCUACUGACUGACCCAAAGUCCUCCUCUAUAAACCAGCUACUGACUGACCCAAAGUCCUCCUCUAUAAACCAGCUACUGACUGACCCAAAGGUCUCCUCUAUCAACCAGCUACUGACUGACCCAAAGGCCUCCUCUAUGAACUAA
Molecule: messenger RNA, 1758 nt
Organism: Salmo salar (Atlantic salmon)
Lineage: Eukaryota; Metazoa; Chordata; Actinopteri; Salmoniformes; Salmonidae
Source: RefSeq, a predicted model, not a curated record